Molecule: messenger RNA, 859 nt
Organism: Aspergillus nidulans FGSC A4
Lineage: Eukaryota; Fungi; Ascomycota; Eurotiomycetes; Eurotiales; Aspergillaceae
Product: type 1 glutamine amidotransferase
Exons: 3
Coding region: 42-800 (252 amino acids)
Biological process (GO): L-glutamine metabolic process
Source: RefSeq, a predicted model, not a curated record
UUUCGCCUAGCCCACCCUACCAGCUCUCACUUGCCGCCACAAUGCCCCGCACGCCCCUCCGCAUCGCUGUCCUCGAAUGUGACACCCCGCCCGAAUCCAGCAACGCCAAAUACGGCGGCUACGUCGGGGUCUUCAAGACCCUCCUCUACAGCAGCGUUAGAGAACUUUAUAAACAAGAAGAAGUCGACCCGUCUUCUAUCCUCGAGAUCUCGCGCUUUGAUGUCGUCACGGCACAAAACUAUCCGGAUUUGGCGAAUGUUGAUGCGGUUCUGUUGACGGGUUCUAAACACAACUCCUUCGAAGACCACCCCUGGAUACUAAAACUUGUUGAGUUCACUAAAAAGGCGAUCGAGCACCCACGUGUCAAGCUAUUGGGUAUAUGUUUUGGACAUCAGAUCAUUGGAAGAGCCCUCGGUGUCGAAGUUGGGAGAAAUAGCGCGGGAUGGGAGAUUGCUGUUUGCGAUGUUGAUUUGACGGAAAAGGGGAAAGAGUUGUUUGGUGUUGAGACACUGAAAAUCCAACAAAUGCACCGUGACAUCGUCUUUGCGUACCCCGAUGGUGUGACCCCGCUGGGCAGCUCGCCGAGGUGCGAAGUCCAGGGAAUGUACAAGGCAGGGAAGUUUAUUACAGUGCAGGGGCAUCCGGAGUUCAAAGAGGAUAUUGUUUCUGAGGUGGUGAACUUGCGGGCUGCGGCGGGUGUUUUUGAUAAGGGGCAGGCUGAGGAUGCAUUGGAGAGAGCCGGAAAGCCGCAUGAUGGAAUUGCUAUUGGGGUGGCUUUUCUGAAGUUCUUGUUAGAGUAGAUGAAUGGGGGGCCAUAGAUCAUUUAGCGUUAUGAAUAGAAAUAGAUUAUGACUCGAAA